CUAGCUUCCGUUCAGAACGCGUCAUUUCCGCUACACCGACUGGCGGGACUUCUUCACCUGCUAGAAAUAUUAGGAACGGGUUGUUGUUUCCAGCCAUUGUCAGAUUAUUUUCAGGCACGGAAACAAACACAAGCCCUUAAAACAUGAUGGCAAGUAGUGGGAAAGACUCCCGAGGACUGAAAGACGACAUGGUCGUGUUCUCAAACGGGUGCCGGGAGGAGCCCUCAGCGGGGCACGGAGGAGGCGCGGAGGCCGAGUCCCGUUCCAAGGGAGCAGCAGCAGCGGUCAGCCCGCAGAAGUUCACCUUCAGCCCGGAGCCCAGCAUAGAGGACAUCCGCAGGAUGCAGGCCGACUUCACGGACGAGCGCGACUGGAAUAAGUUCCACCAGCCCCGCAAUCUGCUCCUGGCCAUGGUGGGAGAGGUGGGCGAGGUGGCGGAGCUCUUCCAGUGGCGGGGAGAGGUGGCGGAGGGUCUGCCGGACUGGACCGAGUCCGAGCGGGAGCAGCUGGCGCACGAGCUGAGCGACGUGCUCAUCUACCUGGUGGAGCUGGCCGAGAAGUGCCGCGUGGACCUUCCCCAAGCGGUGCUGCGCAAGAUGGCGCUGAACCGACUCAAAUAUCCCGCUAGCAAGGUGCACGGCUCGGCCAAGAAAUACACAGAAUACAAGGACUGAGAGCUGGGGGGAGUAGGGUAAAUAAAACCUAACUCACUGGACACAUGUCUGCUAUAAGAACCCAGGUCUUCCGGGUUCCGGUUCCCCUGUUACAGACUCAGAGUUUCAGGGAAGGAGAUGUUUCUCCCUGAAGUCCCAGUUCAGUUCAGGAGCUUUAAGAUUUCACUUCAAAGCUGACAGUCUGAGUAAAACUGUCCACCAUAACACGGAAACAUUGAGAGGGAUUGGUUCAGUUUUGUUUUUAACUAUGUCAUUUUUGUAAACAUUUUUGUUCAAAUCAGUUUUCUUUUUCUUUUACUUUAAAAUAGUAAAAAAAAAUAUUUUAGAAAAAUCUGA
This is a messenger RNA of Xiphophorus couchianus (Monterrey platyfish), 1010 nucleotides long. RefSeq names its product dCTP pyrophosphatase 1 (gene dctpp1). Lineage: Eukaryota; Metazoa; Chordata; Actinopteri; Cyprinodontiformes; Poeciliidae. The record is from RefSeq and is a predicted model, not a curated record. Gene Ontology annotation, molecular function: dCTP diphosphatase activity. The transcript has a single exon. Gene Ontology annotation, cellular component: cytosol. Bases 144 to 674 code for a protein of 176 amino acids. Gene Ontology annotation, biological process: DNA protection; dCTP catabolic process.